AUGUUACUUACCACAGAUUGUUCGUCUUCUCCUGAAAUAACAAGCAAAUAUUUUACGACCGAAAGUGCUUUUUCCAGUAAGCAAAAUGUAUUGACACUCGAGGAAAGGCGUCUAAAGAAGAAACGGAUGCUUGCGUUAACACCUAAAAAAACUACUGUUACAAAUUCAUCCUUGUCGGAUUAUUCAGUACAUAAUCAACUUAGUAAUAAUAGUAAUAAGGUAACGCCAACAAUUACUAUGAUUGUUUCGGAUAAUGAAGAAAACACAACACAAAAUAUUCCCGAGCAAAUUGACGUGAACAAAGUGUCCAACACAAACAGCUUUGACUUUCAGCUUAUGAAAUUGGAUUCAUUUAGUUCUGAUAAUUCGUUCAGUUCGGAUUAUUCUUAUGAAAAUAACAAUCUGCAAUCUAUUCAGCAAACAUCGGUUAACAAAAAUAACAUUUUGCCAACUAGCAAAAAACCAUCAACAAAGUCAAAUCGUCGUGCUAAGGAUGAUCUUUCACAGCCUUGCCUGUGUGUUAUAUGUGGUAAAGACCUUACAGGUUUUAAUAUUGUUACGCGGGAAACACAUUUAAAUAGGUGUCUUGACGAUAUUGAAAAGCAAGAGAAUGAAAAGCAAAAAGGCAUUAGGACAAAUCAGCAUAAGCAAGUAAAAAAACCUGUUUCAUCUUCGGGUGAUAGAAUGUUUAUUGAUAAUGAUUGCUCGUGGUUCUCUCUUGUUACAAAUUGCCCAUGUUGUUUAAAAAGUUUUCCGGGUAAAAGCAAGACUGCGAAAAGUAAAAUCACGCACAUGAAAAGAUGUGGCGAUAAGCAAAAAUUUUCUGCAACAAAAAUACUUUCUUUAUUGAAAGAGAUGAAACAAAAACUAGUUAAUACAUUUGUACCUGUUAUGGCAGAGAAUUCUGCGGUACGUGUUAAAGACACACAAUUAACUGAUUAUUUUACCUCGGUGCCAAAAAAAGAGGACAUCGUUACAACAAAACCAACAGCGAUUGUUUCACAAACAUAUUCAGUUUCAGCACUCGAGGGAACAGAUCAGGAUGAUGAUUUCAAAAGUAAUGUUAUUAUUACGUCGAUUUCAACAGUUGAGACAAUCGGAAAAAGGAAAUUCAGAGAAGACACCGAUGAUGACUUUAGAGUUGCAAAAGUUUUGUCAAAAUCCAUGUUGCCUCAAUAUAUAAAUCAAAAAAAGAAAAUUGUGUAUGAUCUUGGCACUACACCGAUUCUUGCACCGGCUGAAAGUAUAAAAAGGGCGCAAAAGAGAGCUAAGAAAAUGUUUUUCGACAGACCUACUAUUCAUGACAUUGCUAAAAGUUACCCGCUUACAUCUUCAUCCUCAUUCUGCACCAGCGGGGUUGUGAAGCAACGUGAAUGCCGUCAAUUCAUGAAAUCAGAAAAUGAGAAUGGAAAUGGUAUUGCUCGAAAGAAAUCGACGUCUUUGUGGGAAAUACAAGCAAUUGGCGGACCUGAUAGUCAAUUGUCAGAUGAUGAUUAUAUGACUGAUAUGUUAAAAGAAUGGCCACAUAAAUUGGAUCAAUAUUAUUUACAACCUUUUAGAAAGCGAUAUGAAAUGUGUGAUCGUUGUGUAAACAAAUAUUGGGGAAGAUUACAACCCGAAAAUGAAGAAAGAGAUGAAAUGAUUGAAAGGA
Racocetra persica is the source of this 1651-nucleotide messenger RNA. The record is from the annotation of a GenBank genome assembly. NCBI's taxonomy places the organism in Eukaryota, Fungi, Glomeromycota, Glomeromycetes, Diversisporales, Gigasporaceae.